This is a messenger RNA of Drosophila yakuba, 3357 nucleotides long. RefSeq names its product MOB kinase activator-like 2 (gene Mob2). Gene Ontology annotation, molecular function: protein kinase activator activity. Gene Ontology annotation, biological process: positive regulation of protein phosphorylation; signal transduction. The record is from RefSeq and is a predicted model, not a curated record. Gene Ontology annotation, cellular component: cytoplasm; nucleus. NCBI's taxonomy places the organism in Eukaryota, Metazoa, Arthropoda, Insecta, Diptera, Drosophilidae. The transcript has 5 exons. The coding region runs from base 473 to 2731 and encodes 752 amino acids.
GGCUUGGCUCAGUGUAGAAAUUUCCUUUGGCACGCUUGGUCGCUCGAGCGGUUGCAGGUCGUCAAUGGUGGACUGUUGAAGUCGCCGCGUCAUUAUUUGACAUUGUUUUUCGAGGCGCCGCCGUCGGUUGCAACCACACAUCGCGUCGCAUCGCAUCGCGUCGCAGUUAAAAGCAAAACAGCAGCAGCAGCAGCAGCAAGCAGCGCAACAUUUGCAACAUCGAUUGCCAACCGUGAAAUGCUAUGCUAGAUUGUGAAAUAAAAUCGCAUACCAAUACAAACUAAUAUAUCCCGAUAUCCCGAAAAGGGGAACAAAAUAAGAAAGUUUGCCCUAAACAAGAGUGAAAGAUGGAAAAAACCAAACUCAAUAAGAUUAAAGUGUGUGCAAAAUCAGUUAACAGCAGCAAUAGAAGCAACAACAAAUGAGUGAAUUAUAGUGACAAAUGAAUAAAAGCGAAAAGUGACAGUGAAUAAUGUUGAGAGCGCCCACUCAGCACAUCGUGCAAAUCGGCUUCGGAACGAAGACGACCACAACAACCACAACAGCAGCAGCAGCAACAGCAGCAGCAGCAACAGCAGCAUCUGCAGCAGCAGCAACAUCGACAGCAGCAGCAGCAACAACACCAAGCGGCAAGCAGCAGCAGCGGAAAACGCUGUUGCAACGCUUCCGGCAGCAGCAACACAAGUUGCCAAAAGUCGCAGCAGAGAAGACACAUGACACAGAAUAUUAUUUCAAGCAGCAACAGCAACAGCAGCAGCAUCAGCAAACUUCUUCCUAUCAGCAAGGCGACAAUUGUUUGUUGUUUCUUGCAACAGCGUUGAACUCAAACUCGGAACAGUUGCUGAAGAAGCCGAAGAAGAAAAAGGAGUCGAGCAGCUACAAUUUCGCAGCAGCACUGAGGCGCAACAAGAAGCCAAAACAGCAGACGCAGCAGCAACUGGCAACUUCCACGGACGACGACGACAGUUGCCGCAGCAUCAAUAGCAUCAACAGCAACUGCAGCAGCAGCACCAGUGGCGGCAGCAGCCACAGUUUGUCUAAUAGUUGCAUUAACAAUCAUAACAACACUCAUUAUAGAAACAGUAAAAACAGCAGACACAGCAGUAGCAACAACAACGACUACAGUGGUAAUUACAAUUGCAAAACAAGCGAACAACAAGCGUGGAAAGCCAGUGCAGCACAACAACUGCUCAUUAGUGAUCGGAAUUAUCCCAGCAGUAUCAACACCAGCAACAACACCAACAGCAGCAACAACACCAACAGCAGCAGCAACAACAACCACAGCGGUGGCCACAACAUCAUGUCACCCACCUCGCAGGCGCCCACCCGAACCUCCCUCUUCGAUUCCUGUCAUCGAAAGAUCCGCCUGAUCGGCGGCGGUCCAGUUGCCUUCUUGGGCGGAUUGGUUGCCAAGGCCCGUCGCAAGGAACGCGAUGGCGAUCAAAAUUCAACAGACACCAAAUUGUAUUUGGAGGAAAGUGUCCUAGAACGUAAAUUACCUGAAGCUGAUCUCAAAGCCCUGGUGGAUCUUCCAGCUGGUUUGGACUACAAUGAAUGGCUAGCGUCACACACCCUCGCUCUAUUUGAGCACGUGAAUUUGGUCUAUGGAACUAUUAGUGAAUUUUGUACACAAUCCGGUUGCGCUGACAUGACCGGACCCGGCAACAGAACGUACUUAUGGUUCGACGAGAAGGGCAAGAAGACGCGCGUCGCAGCACCACAGUACAUCGACUAUGUGAUGACGUUCACCCAGAAGACGGUCAGCGAUGAGUCGAUAUUCCCAACCAAAUACGCCAACGAGUUCCCCGGCUCGUUCGAGUCGAUUGCGCGGAAGAUACUACGCUUGCAAUUUCAUGUGAUAGCGCAUCUGUAUGCGGCGCAUUUCAGAGAAAUCGCGCUGCUCGGCUUGCACACCCAUCUAAAUCUGACGUUCGCGCACCUCACCGCUCUGCAUCGGCGCUUCAAUUUGAUCGACGAGAAGGAGACGGACGUGCUGCGUGACCUUGAGGUGGCCCUGCGCCUCACCGACGACACCGGUGGAUGCCAGGAUGCUACCUCCACGACGUCGUCGGUCCAUGACCACUCCUCCGGCGAUCUCCACCAUCAGGCGCUGCAACAGCAGCAGCAACAGCAGCAGCAACACCAUAACAGCAGCAGCAACAGCACCUCCUCGGCGGAGGCGUUGCACGUCAAUUCACAAAGCAACAAUGGCAGCACAUCCGCCUCGGCAUCGGUGUCCCUAAUCGAUGGCGAUGCGGUGGCGCCGCCAAUUUGCACGCAACCCGAGGCGGGAGCGGGCUGCAAGCCAGCGGGCAGCAGCGGAUUGCUGGGCGGUAUACUGGGCGACCUGACCAGCGGCGAAUUUGGUGAUACAACGCGCUACUGCACCUCGGCAGUUCCUCAGGCGGCGGCAGCAGCGGCAGCGGGUGCGGGUGUGGGUGGGGUUGGGGCAGCGAUCGGUGCCACGGAUGCUGCCGCAUUGAACAACGGCGCGGGCGCACUACAUUUAAACUUUAGCAACAAUAAUAACAAUAAUCAUAAUCUGAAUCACCAUCACCACCAUCAUCACCACCAUGGCCACCAUGGCCACCAUCAUGCGGCCCAGCAGCACCAGCAGCAGCAACAGCACAGUGGACUCAUACAGUGCAAUGCAGCAGGCGGCGGAGGGAAUGCAACAGGGGUAGCCACUGGCGGAGCAACUGCAGCAGCGUCCUCGACCACCACGGCAUAGUGGGGUAGUAGCUACAAAGAGAGCAGCAGCGGCGGCAGCGGCAGCAACAGCAACAACAAAAAACAUUAGAAAUACUAGAUUUACGCAAAAAUGUUAUUUAAUGUUACUUCUAUGAUCCUAAAGUUGAAAAUAUUGUAAAAAUAAUAAAAAAAAAAAAAGAGAAAACAUUAAAAUGCAUAAACAGCUAAUUGCAAACAACAAGCGCAGGCAUUACAUAAAUGACACACAGCUACUAAGUUAUUCAAAAGCUAAUCGAAGUUGGCAUCGUAGUUCCGUAACGUUGAUUUAGAUAUGUACUUAUUGUAUAGAACGACAGAGAAGAGCUGCAAGCAUAGAGUUUAGAGUUGUCGCGUGCUUAUGCUUUACACGUAUUUUAACCUUUCUCUUCUGCAACAAAUAAAAUGUCCUGACUGAAGCCAGAGUGCAAAUGCAAAGUCAACGCCUUCAAGGCAAUCAUAAUAAAGAGUUUUGAACUGCUACAAAAGAUGAUAAGAGUUCACUUUUAAAAAAUUAUACAGCAACAGAAUGCUCUCAUUUCGGCUUGGUUUUCUUUGUAUAUUGUUUAAAGCCAAACUUCAUACAUUAUUUACCUCAAGAAAUACGUUUAAUAAACCUAACUUAUAUAA